Messenger RNA from Polyodon spathula (Mississippi paddlefish), 2171 nucleotides. Its product is annotated as heterogeneous nuclear ribonucleoprotein D0-like. The transcript is spliced from 9 exons. Gene Ontology annotation, cellular component: nucleoplasm. Gene Ontology annotation, molecular function: RNA binding. NCBI's taxonomy places the organism in Eukaryota, Metazoa, Chordata, Actinopteri, Acipenseriformes, Polyodontidae. Gene Ontology annotation, biological process: regulation of gene expression. The record is from RefSeq and is a predicted model, not a curated record. The coding region runs from base 250 to 1239 and encodes 329 amino acids.
CUUCCUGCGGCCAUUUUGUGAGCGGCGCCAUUACUAACAUCUGAGGAGGGUAGAGAAAAAACCUGAAGAAAAACAACAAACAAACAAACAAACAAACAAACAAGCCCCUGUUAGAGCUGUCACCGAGUGGUGUGUGUGUAUGUAUGUGUGAGCGAGCGCUCUCCUUCCUUCGGGUCGCCUCUCCUUUAAAGAAGAAAAACAAACCCCGAAGUGAUCAGUUCAAAGGCACCGUAAUAUCCGUCGGUAGAUAUGUCUGAAGAGCAGCAAGCCGGAGAGGAGCCGGUGUUAAAGGAGGACAAGGCGGUGAAGAAGGAAGAUGAGGAGGUGAGCAGCGAGGACGUGCAGACGGCGACCGGUGAAAGCAUAGCGGGGGAAUCUGAGGGAGCCAAAAUCGAUGCGAGUAGGAACGAGGAAGAUGAAGGGAACGAUCCUGAUGCCUGCAGUGAAACGUCAAGAAAAAUAUUUGUUGGAGGGCUGAGCUGGGAUACCACAAAGAAGGAUCUGAAAGAUUAUUUUUGCAAGUUUGGAGAGGUUGUAGACUGCACAUUAAAACUGGAUCCCAUCACUGGACGGUCCAGAGGAUUCGGCUUUGUAUUAUUUAAAGAGGCUGACAGUGUGGAUAAGGUUAUGGUGCAAAAAGAACACAAGUUGAAUGGAAAAGUAAUUGACCCCAAAAAGGCCAAGGCUAUGAAAACGAAAGAGCCAGUGAAGAAGGUCUUUGUUGGAGGCCUUUCCCCCGAUACCCCCGAAGAGAAAAUUAGGGAAUAUUUUGGUGGUUAUGGAGAGGUGGAGUCAAUAGAACUGCCAAUGGAAAACAAGACAAAUAAAAGGCGAGGUUUCUGCUUUAUUACAUUCAAAGAGGAAGAACCUGUAAAGAAGAUAAUGGAAAAGAAGUACCACAAUGUUGGGCUCAGUAAAUGUGAAAUCAAAGUUGCCAUGUCCAAGGAGCAGUACCAACAGCAGCAACAGCAUUGGGGAGGCAGGGGCAGCUUUGCCAUGAGGACUCGAGGAAGAGGAGGUCCUAACCAAAGUUGGAACCAGGGAUAUGGCAACUACUGGAAUCAAGGUUAUGGCAAUUAUAACUACGGCUACAACAACCAAGGCUAUGGAGGAUAUGGAGGCUAUGAUUACUCUGGUUAUAACAACUACUACGGAUAUGGUGACUACAGCAAUCAGCAGAGUGGUUAUGGCAAAACCCCAAGGCGAGGUGGUCACCAAAACAGUUACAAGCCAUACUAAAAUAUAAUCCCUACUUUUAACAAGCAGCGGGAACUUCAUUGCAGGCCGUGUGUCGCGCUGACUUCACGAUUCUCAAAGGCCCGCUCAGUGCGGACAGGGUACGAGAUGCUCACGCUCUCGAAUGCUGCCGUUUGGUAUGGUCUCUUCCAACAUCCUGUAUCAGCAUUAGAAAAUACAAUGGAUACUUCAAGCUUUGCCUUCACUUAUUUGCUUUUUUUUAUAUAGACAUAUACAUUAUAAUGUAAUUUUAAUGUAAUUUUUUACAGGCCCCAAGUAAUGCUUAAAUACGACAACUUACUGAAAAAAAUAACUAUUUAUUCUUCUAAGGAUACAGCUUUCUCUGGAUUUUCCAGUGUCUUAAUAUAUUUUAUUCCUAAUCUAUUUGUAAUGCUUGCUUUUCCCCGUUUAUAGCUCUUGUAGCAGUAAUUGCCAGUAGUCCAUGAGCUAAAACCUGUUCUGUGCAUGGAUUUCACUAUUCUGAGAGAUCCAUAUAAUGUUGUAUACUGUGUAUACUGUUAUGUUUUCUGAGACAAUAAAGUGGAAUAAGUAUGUUCUUCUGAAUAUCAUAUUUUUUUCUAAGUAGUUCAUUCAUAUUUUAAAACUGAGAGAACAAAAACUUGUCUUAAAUACCUUUUGUAUGUAUGUAAGUAUAAUCUAUAUGUAAUAUGUUCUGUUUUAGGAGAGCCUAAAGGUCUUGCCCUUUUAAUCAGCUAGUAGGAUUCCCGGCACUUCUGCCGUUUGCUGCACUUCAGGAUUUCUAGCUUAUGGACUAAUUUCUUUAAGCUUUAAUUGAAGAAUUUUAUAUAUAUAAUGUGUGUGUGUAUGUAUGUGUUUAAAUGUUAAUGGGUUGGGGGUUCCUAAUUGUGUACUUAUUCAAAAUGUGAUAUUUAGGAAUUCAUACAGAUUUCCAUUGACAAAUAUUAUUUUGUUUU